AUGGCGACCAAAGACUUCAUCAUCAAACACAUGAACGCCGACCACGGCGACUCCCUCCAACUAUACCUCCAAGCCUACAGCGGCAUCAGCGCCCGCGAAUCCCAAGGUGCUACCCUCGAAGACCUGACCCUCUCCAACCUCAUCCUCCGCGCCCACGGCGCCCGCUACAACAUCCCCCUCAACCCCCCAAUGAAAGACUACACCGAAGCCCGCGGCCGCCUUGUCGCCCUGCAUAAAGAAAGCCUCACCAAGCUGGGCCGCUCCGACGUAACCCUCACCGAGUACCGCGCCCCACGCGGCUUCCAGGCCGUCAUCUUCGGACUAGUACUCUUCACCUAUGCCACCUGCUGGCGGCGUAUCAAUCUCUUGCCUGGCACAUUUGUCUACGAGAAUAUGGGGUUCAAGUUUGUUCCGGACUUUGCCCAUUUCAUUCAUACUAUUUGGCCGGUGUUUUUCCCGUCCGUGCUUGGGAUUCAUGUGCUGGAGAGUGCGGCGUUGGCUGUAUUGCGGUUGAGACCUUUGGGUGUGCCGUUUGGAUCGGGGUUGUGGUUUACUUGGAUGGGAUCGUGCUUUAUUGAAGGGUUUGGUGCGUUUGUGCGGAUUCGGGAGAUUGUGAAGGAGGAGAGGGCGAAGAAGGGUGGGAAGAAGGAGUGA
Molecule: messenger RNA, 654 nt
Organism: Penicillium daleae
Lineage: Eukaryota; Fungi; Ascomycota; Eurotiomycetes; Eurotiales; Aspergillaceae
Product: DUF2470 domain-containing protein
Exons: 1
Coding region: 1-654 (217 amino acids)
Source: RefSeq, a predicted model, not a curated record